ANUGGAUAUCCAUGGAAUGUAAGAACAACGCAAUAUGCUGCUGAAAAUGGGCAUUUAGAAUGUUUGAUCUAUGCACAUAAAAAUGGAUGUCCAUGGGAUGAAAGGACAACGAUAUAUGCUGCAACAAAUGGGCAUUUAGAAUGUUUGAUCUAUGCACAUGAAAAUGACUGCAGUUGGAAUGAAGAAACAACAAGAAAAGCAGCUUUGAAUGGCCAUUAUGAAUGUUUAAAAUAUGCACAUGAAAAUGGAUGCCCGUGGGAUGUAACCACAACGAUAGCUGCUGCAACAAAUGGGCAUUUAAAAUGUUUGAUCUAUGCACAUGAAAAUGACUGCAGAUGGAAUAAAACAACCACAAGUAAAGCUGCUUUGAAUGGACAUUAUGAAUGUUUAAAAUAUGCACAUGAAAAUGGAUGUCAGUGGGAUGUAACCACAACGAUAGCUGCUGCAACAAAUGGGCAUUUAGAAUGUUUAAUCUAUGCACAUGAAAAUGACUGCAGUUGGAAUGAAGAAACAAUCAGUAAUGCUGCUUUGAACGGACAUUUCGAAUGUUUAAAAUAUGCACGCGAAAAUGGAUGCCACUGGAAUGAAGACAUAACUAGUGAUGCUGCUAUAGGUGGUAAUUUAAAUUGUGUAAAUUUUGCUCGCGAAAAUGGACAUCCAUUUAAUGAGGACAUAAUUAUAGAAGCUAUUAUAAGAGGCAAUUUAGAAAUUUUAAAAUAUGCACAUGAAAAUGGAUUUCCAUGGCCUGAAGGAACAACAAACGUAGCAGCAAGAAUAGAUGAAUUGGAUUUUUUAAAAUAUGCUCAUGAAAACGGUUGCAAAUGGGAUGAAGGUACAUUAGUUAAUGCUGCCGUGAAUUGCCAUUUUAAAAUUUUAAAAUAUGCACAUAAAAAUGGAUGUCCUUUAGAUGAUAGGAUAACUACUGUGGCUAUCAAUAAUGGUGAUUUAGACAUUUUAAAAUAUGCACAUAAAAACGGAUGUCCAUUAGAUGAUACGAUAACUAAUGUGGCUGUGGAUAAUGGAUAUUUUGAAAUUUUAAGAUAUGCACAUAAAAAUGGAUUUCCAUGGCCUGAAGGAACAACAAAAGCAGCUGCAAGAUAUGGCAUAUUAUGGUUUAUAAAAUAUGCUCAUGAAAACGGUUGCAAAUGGGAUGAAGAUACAAUAGUUACAGCAGCCAUGAAAGGUAAAUAUGAAAUUUUAAAAUAUGCACAUGAAAAUGGAUGUCCAUUAGAUGAUAGGAUCAUUAAUGUAGCUAUUGAUAAUGGUUAUUUUAAAAUAUUAAAAUAUGUACAUGAAAAUGGAUUUCCAUGGCCUGAAGGAACAACAAAAGUAGCUGCAAAUUAUGGUAAUUUAGAAUUUUUAAAAUAUGCUCAUGAAAACGGUUGCAAAUGGGAUGAAGAUACAAUAGUUACAGCAGCCAUGAAAGGUAAAUUUGAAAUUUUAAAAUAUGCACAUGAAAAUGGAUGUCCAUUAGAUGAUAGGAUAACUACUGUGGCUAUAGAUAAUGGUUAUUUUAAAAUUUUAAAAUAUGCACAUAAAAAUGGAUUGUCAUGGCCUGAAAGAACAACAACAGUAGCUGCAAAUUAUGGUAACUUAGAAUUUUUGAAAUAUGCUCAUAAAAACGGUUGCAAAUGGGAUGAAGAUACAAUAGUUACAGCAGCCAUAAAUGGUAAUUUUGAAAUUUUAAAAUAUGCACAUGAAAAUGGAUGUCCAUUAGAUGAUAGGAUAACUACUGUGGCUAUCGAAAAUGGUUAUUUUAAAAUUUUAAAAUAUGCACAUGAAAAUGGAUAUCCAUGGCCUGAAGGAACAACAAAAUUAGCUGCAAAUUAUGGUAAUUUAGAAUUUUUAAAAUAUGCUCAUGAAAAUGGUUGUCCAUGGGAUGACGGUACAAUAGUUACAUCAGUCAUAAAUGAUAAUUUUGAAAUUUUAAAAUAUGCACAUAAAAAUGGUUGUCCAUGGGAUGACGGUAUACUUACUGUGGCUAUUAAUAGAAGUAGUUUAAAAAUUUUGAAAUAUCUAAUUGAAAAUGGAUGUCCGUGUGAUGAAAAUACAACACAAGCUGCUGCCAGUUAUGGUAAUUUAGAAAUCUUAAUAUAUGCAUUUGAAAACGAUUGCAAACGGUAUGAAGGUAUAAUAGUAACAGCAGCCAUGAAUGGUAAUUUUGAAAUUUUAAAAUAUGCACAUGAAAAUGGAUGUCCAUGGGAUUAUGACACAACUAGAGUUUCUGCAGCAAGUGGUUGUUUAGACUGUUUAAAAUAUGCUCAUGAAAAGGAGUGUCCAUGGCAUGAAGAAUCAUUAAAUACGGNGUCCAUGGCAUGAAGAAACAU
Messenger RNA from Daktulosphaira vitifoliae (grape phylloxera), 2327 nucleotides. RefSeq lists its product as uncharacterized. The annotation marks the transcript as partial. The record is from RefSeq and is a predicted model, not a curated record. NCBI's taxonomy places the organism in Eukaryota, Metazoa, Arthropoda, Insecta, Hemiptera, Phylloxeridae. The transcript has a single exon.